Austrofundulus limnaeus is the source of this 2355-nucleotide messenger RNA. RefSeq names its product NLR family member X1 (gene nlrx1). NCBI's taxonomy places the organism in Eukaryota, Metazoa, Chordata, Actinopteri, Cyprinodontiformes, Rivulidae. Gene Ontology annotation, molecular function: protein binding. The record is from RefSeq and is a predicted model, not a curated record.
GGCACUUUUUAAUGAUUUGCCAACCGUUAAAAAGAAGAAGAAGAAGAAGAAGAAAAAGCGGAAGAAGACUUGUCGGUACAACCACAACACCAGAGUAAAAACAAGUGGAUUAAAGUGUCCUGAAGGAACAGAUAAAGCAGAACGUUCUGAAGAAGAACAGGACACAGUGAUGAUGUCACUGCACAGACAGCUACAUCAACUGUUAGCAGUAUGGAGGAAGACAAGAGUGGAAGUGUCUCAGUUUUCAGCCACUGGCUUUCAUAGCUCUACACCUUCAGAUCCAGAUCCCACAGAGAUCCACAAGAAGAAGCUCCUCCUUUGGUUCAGCCACCUUCCCAAAGAGGAGAAACAAUUUGGAGAUGUCUUUAGUCCAGAGACGAUGCAUGUGGAUCCACUUAUCCUGGAAAGACAGUAUGAGGAAAGAACUGGACCAGUCAGGUCAUUUUAUGAAACUCAGACCUGCCCUGGUCCAUCUUUGAACAUGGAGCAGCUUUUUGAGACACCUGAUGGCUGGGGUGUAGGCAGAGGGSCCAAUAUAUUGUUGUAUGGAGCUGUGGGAACUGGGAAGAGUACAGUGGUUCGAAAACUCGUCCUGGACUGGUGUACUGGGACCACACUGAGUCGCUUCAAACUUCUGCUUCCUUUCUCCUGUGAAGAUCUCAGCCAGCUGUCCAAGGCGUCUUCCUUAAGAGAUCUGGUAGGCCGGAAGUACCUCCACCUAAGGAAACACCCUGUGCUCAGUGGAGAUGGAGACCAAGCCAAGGAUGUGCUGUUUCUUUUUAAUGGGAUGGAGAAAAUGCAACUGGACUUCCGGAUCGGAGCAUCUGAGCUUUGCAGUGAUCCCAAUGAGCCUCUUCCUCCAGGUGUAGUUGUGGUGAACCUGCUGAGGAAAUAUCUACUGCCUGAGGCCAGCAUCUUGGUUACCACAAGACUGUCUGCUCUGGACCGGAUCCCUCACAAGUAUGUGAGUCGAUAUUUUCAGAUUUGUGGCUUCAAUGACCCAGACAGGCAGCGUGCGUACUUCACCAGCCGCCUGCUGCAGCAAAGUGGUGAAGCUGCUCUCAACCCAGAGGCCCACAUGAUGAUCGAGCUGCUCUACCUCAACCUGCAGAGAGAGAGCCAGCUGGCUGCUGCUUGUUUCCUCCCGUCUUACUGCUGGCUCACAUGUGCUACUCUUCACCUUCUCCAUUUCACCAGUGCUCAGGCACCCAUCCGCACUCUAACAGGCAUUUAUACCAGUUUCCUCAGACUGAACUUUGGGGGUGAGGUACUGGGCACAAAAACAUGGACUGAUGCAUCCUCUCAGGAUCAAAACGCUUCUCUGAUGAUGUACGUUGUCCGUACAGUUGGUAAACUUGCCUUUGAUGGUGUGAUGUCCAAACACACGUYGUUUUCAGAGAAAGAACUGGAACAGUGGAUAGGUGGGAAGACCAAGACAGACGAGGAGCUUCGUCAGCAGGCCGUGUUCCAGACCGAUGUGCUGGACUUCUUUUUGGCUCCUUGUGUAGAGAGUAAAAAGUAUUUACCCAAAGUGCUCAGUGAGAGUAAUGAGAGGCGCUAUGUGUUUGCUGUUCCAGCCAUGCAGGAGUACCUCGCAGCUCUCUACGUAGUUUUAGGAGAAAACAAAUCAGCGCUGGAGAAGCUCACCAGUCAAGUGUCAGUGGUCAUUGGUCAGGCCAGUGAGGAUGUCAACGCCAUCGUCAGCAUCUUUUCUAAAUUCAUCCCACUCCGGCUCUUUGCUGUCUUCAACCUACUGAAACUCUUCCCAAAGCUUUAUGAGAAAAUCAAAUAUCAUAACAAAGGGAGAAUUGCCAGAACCAUGACGACUGAGAUGUUCCGCUCUGAGGACAGCUCCAACGAGGAUGUCCUGGAUCAAGUGGAGCAAAGUCUUCUGGGAGUCCAUGGUCCACAGCCGCAGCAGUAUGACGACAGCAAGCCUUUUGAGCUUUACCCCAUCUUCAUGGGUGGAUUGUUGCAUUAUGGCAAUCGUGCACUUCUCCAGCAACUGGACUGCAACAUUCAGAGCACAACGGUGGCCCAGAUCACUCAGGCCCUUCGGAAGCACCUGGUCAGAGAGCUCAGCAAGCCUCUGCCCCCAGAGGAGCUCAUGGAUCUGCUGGUUCUUCUCUAUGAGUUUCAGAAUCCUAGACUAACAGAAGAGGUUCUGUAUUCACUCAGAACCAUUUGCCUGACCAAUGUUCGAAUGACAACACUCAAAUGCUUCAUUCUCAGCAAUGUGCUAUCAUGCACCUCUACAAGUUUCCACCUGAAGGAGCUGGACUUGUCCUCGUGUCACCUGACAAACCAAAUGCUUCAGAUGUUGUGGCCCGCCUUCAGACACACAAACAGCCUCAA